UGCCCACGUGUCUGAUCGCAUUGUGAAUAGAGCUUGGUUUCAGGCGUGCGGAGCGACCGGCUGGCGGUGUUGGGAUAUUUUUUCAUAUUACAGUCAUUUACAGAAUGAGUUCGGAAGCUCAGAAAGCUCCGAGUGGUGGCUGCCCGCACCCUAAAGUUGCGCGGGAGAGAACUGAUUUGUGCCGGAUGGUUACAGCUCCCAAGACCGGCAAAUGUUACUGUCGAGGGCGGCUGCUCGGAAAGGGUGGCUUUGCAAGAUGCUAUGAAAUGGUUGAUCUCUCCAAUAACAGAAUAUAUGCAGUUAAAGUUAUUCCACAUUCCAGAGUGUCAAAACCUCACCAGAAAGAUAAGAUUGAGAAGGAAAUUGAACUCCACAAAUCCCUGUCCAAUAAACACAUCGUGAAAUUCUACCAUAACUUUGAAGAUGAUGAAAAUAUUUAUAUCUUUCUAGAGCAUUGCAGUCACAAGUCAUUAGCACAUAUAUUGAAAGCAAGAAGAACGUUAACAGAGCCAGAAGUUCGGUAUUACCUCAGACAGAUUAUCUUGGGCCUCAAGUACCUCCAUGCUCGGGAUAUCCUUCAUAGAGACCUCAAACUAGGUAAUUUCUUUGUUAAUGACAACAUGGAAGUGAAAGUUGGAGACUUUGGCUUGGCAACUAAGCUUCUACCAGUUGACCAGAGGAAGAGGACUAUCUGUGGUACCCCAAACUAUCUGGCACCUGAAGUACUAAACAAACAAGGUCAUGGUCCUGAGGCUGACAUCUGGUCUUUGGGUUGUGUAAUGUACACCAUGUUGUUUGGCCGGCCACCAUUUGAGACCUCUGACCUUAAAGACACCUACAGAUGUAUUCGAGCAGUUGAGUACACCAUGCCGUCAUUGUUUUCAGUUGCUGCAAAGGAUCUUGUUGGUAGCAUCCUGAAGAAGAAUCCAGAACAACGGCCUACUCUGGAUGAAGUUAUGAACCAUGACUUUUUCACAAAAGGCUUUAUACCUGAUGUGCUCCACCCAAGCAGCUGCCUAAUGGUUCCAGAACUGAAUAGCCCAACACCUACCAAAAACUUCUUCAAAAAGUUUACAGAGGCUUUCUUUAGGAAAAAGAACUCAAAAGAUACUAAAACCAUCUGUGUGGAGAAGGAUGAUAUUUCCAAGCUUGCUGCAGAUCUUGUGAAGACCUCCAUCCACAGACAGACGAGCUAUAAAACUGAAAAUGCAACAGAGUGUACGUUUCCUACUGGUCAAACUGCAAACUCCUUUCCUAAGGAAACUGCAGAAGAAGGAUCACAAAAAUCUACCAUUGAACCAGCUGGUGCCAACUGUGAAACUGCUGAAGAGGGUCCCAUAGCUCAGCAAAUGGCAGAUUCUGCUACCCAUGUUCUCAAAAGCUGUCUUUCAGCCAUGCCAUCAGUGAAAAAGAACCCAGUAGGACACAGCCUACAUAGGUCCAAACCCUUCUUGUGGGUCACCAAAUGGGUUGACUACUCCAAUAAAUAUGGUUUUGGAUAUCAGUUGUCUAAUCGCAGUAUUGGUGUCCUGUUCAAUGAUGGAACUCAUAUGAGCCUCUCUGCAGACCGAAGGAAUGUGUAUUAUUACCUCAAUAACAACCAGCAUUUUUCCUUCUCUGCCUCUGCAAUUCCGGAGCAGCUAGAGAAACAGAUGACAAUUGUCCAGUAUUUUGCCAACUACAUGGAGGAAAAUUUGAUGGAGGGAGGUGAUUUGCCCAGGACAUUCCUUGAAGAUUGCCAUGAUCCAUCUUUAUUCCUGUUGCAGUGGGUUAAAACUGAUCAUUCGCUAUUGAUGCUGUUCAGCAAUGGCACUUUACAGGUUAACUUCUAUCAUGAUCACACAAAGCUCAUUCUAUGCAAAGCAGACCAUUCUUACCUGCUUACAUACAUCAACAAGGAUCGUGUUGCCUACACAUACAAACUGAGCACCAUAAUGGAACUGGGCUGUUCACAAGAACUCUACAAUCGUCUGACAUAUACACUGAAACUGUUACAGCAGCAGAAGGCAGAUUCUUGAAUAUGAAUCAAAAACCUCUUGAAGAGGGACACAAAGUAUUAACAUUACUUCUACUAUGGAGUUUUACAGUGUGCAAGAUACUGAACUAUUUGCUAUGAGUAUUAUCUGACUGGACAGUGCCUGGCAACAAUUAGCUGCUGUUACUUGGAGGGAGGAGUGAAAUCUAAAGUCACUAUUGAUGGUUUAUAAUCUUGCAUCUGUUUAAACGUCACUACUGUAAUGAGAAUGAUGUGUGUGCACAACUUAACUGUUAUUGAAGUUAUUUUUGUUUGGUUCUCCACUCCCUCAAUGCUUGAGGGUUUGUGAAGAAUGAUUUCAGUGGGCAGUGAUGAGAUGAGGAUGGCUUCCUAAUUACUACCCUGAAAUAAGAAAACUAUUAAAGCUGCUACUCCAGUGCCACUAAUUUAACAAUCAUCCAAUUACUGGCCAUGGAAAGCAAAUCUUGUGAUGGCUCCCACUUACUAUCACAAGACAGGCUUCUCUUUUUUUAAAAAAGGGGCUCUGGGCUGCCUUUCUCAAGAGUGAAGAUAUAAAGUAUAUUUUCAACUAUUUUACUUUAAGAAUGUUUCCUCAUUUAAUAGCAAAGUGUCAUUCCAAGGCAAUAACUAUCAUCUCAAACUGGAACAGUUUACUGGCUGACUUGGGUCAAACUGUAAACCUGCUUUGAGAAAACAUGCACAUCAGGAUUGACACGUGGUUUAUUGCAGGUGGGGUGCAAGACAAAUAGACAGUCCACUUAAUUCAUUCAACCAGGAUAUUGAUAGACUUGAGUGGAUCAAUGUCACCUCCAGUGUCACGAGCACUUUUUUUUUCUCAAAGCAAACUCUUCCAGCUUAAUGCCAAUCCUAUGCACUCAACUUGGCAAUGAUUGACUUGAAAUAAUGAUCAAAGUUAGGGUCCAAAUCGAAAUCCUGGUUUGAUACAAUCAUAAUGGCCAAUAUUUAUGGUGGUUUCUGCACAAAACUUCUCCACUGCCUCUUGCAGACUUGUAAGUAAUGGAAACAGCAGUUUGUUGUCCCUCAGUGAGUGGUGAGAUCCAAGUGUCUUUUGUGGGGCACUGGAGCAAGCUUGACCAGUUUGAUUUUACAGCAAAGGUCAGCUGAUGGCUCUAUCCCAAUAUAGAAUGCUCAGCGUACUGUCUCAUUAAGGUAAACUUGUGAUACUAGGUGACAUUCCUCCACUGAGCUUUUGUGUGCAGUAUCUUGGGGUAGCCAAACCAUGGAACCACGUUGCCACAUCACAUACUAAACAUUGAUCAACUCAACUGUCUAAAAUGUAUUUGUAGAUGGGCUGUUUAGUAUCUCAGCUACUUCAUGCACUUAGAACUUCUGUGCUUGUUGCACAAACUGGGCGGUAGAGGAGAAUUACUUGGGAGAAGCAAGACCACCUAUCUAAUGUUUUUGUCCUGAUCUGAGCGUGGUUCAUUUUUUUUUAAAACCAAUGUGGUGUGCCUAGAAAUGAUUAAAUUAGACUAUUGUUUCGUUAUUUAUCAGGUUCAGGGGCAGUGGGAAAGGUGGCACAAAGAAAAUCGCAUUUUGACAAAGAUGCGGUACAAAGACUUGAAUCAAUGUUCAGCUCAUUCCUGUAUUUAUCUACACCUCCUCGUGAGGUCUCUAGAUUCCUCAGUAUUUAAUAAAUCUGGUUCUAUUUAUGUUUCUGCAAGUAUUGAAUGAGCCUAUUUAUUUUUGUAUUUAUUAUUUAUUUCAUUGUUUUUAAGGAUGGAAUUCAAUUCUGUAAAAAGGGGUUAUAAGUUGUAAGUUUUUAAUCAAAAUAAAACUUACUUAAACCAA
This is a messenger RNA of Carcharodon carcharias (great white shark), 3808 nucleotides long. RefSeq names its product polo-like kinase 3 (Drosophila) (gene plk3). The coding region runs from base 105 to 2018 and encodes 637 amino acids. Gene Ontology annotation, cellular component: cytoplasm; spindle pole; nucleus. Gene Ontology annotation, biological process: regulation of cytokinesis; DNA damage response; mitotic cell cycle. The transcript is spliced from 15 exons. Gene Ontology annotation, molecular function: protein serine/threonine kinase activity; ATP binding; protein binding. Lineage: Eukaryota; Metazoa; Chordata; Chondrichthyes; Lamniformes; Lamnidae. The record is from RefSeq and is a predicted model, not a curated record.